GUCUAUGCGAUUAAGUGGGAAAUUAAUUCAAAGUAAAUAAGUUUUCAGAAUGCUUGAGAUUGAGAACAAAAGAAGCGGAAAAGUAUUAAAAGUGGAUCCAUUCUGGCUACGAGAUCACUGUCGUUGCAAUAAUUGUAUAAAUGUAGAAACCAAACAACGGAAAUAUAAUCUUUUGGAUAUACCAGAAGAUGUUGAACCAUUGUUUAUAAAGUUUCAAAAUGAUGGUACAUUUUUUGAUAUAGAAUGGAGCGAUAACCAUAGUUCUACAUAUGAUUUCAACUUUCUAUACCAAUCGCUUUAUGAACAAGUUUCCAACUCCAAACAACACAACACUUCCCGCACUCCUUGGAAUCGGUCAAUAAUAUUGCAAAAUGAACGGCACUUACGAGUGAACUUAACAGAUUUAAUAAGUUCUGAUGGUGCAGUAAAAACUCUUGUAUCGGCACUUAUACGCUAUGGCAUUGCAUUCAUCGAUGAAGUGCCACCAAAUGCCGAAAUGACAGAGUUAGCCAUACGUCGUGUAUUUCCCAUUAUGAAAACAUUUUUUGGUGAAAUGUGGACUUUUUCGGAUGUCAAAGAUCAUGCAGAUACUGCAUACACCAAGGAAUAUUUAGGUUCCCAUACGGAUAAUACAUAUUUCUGCGAUGCAGCCGGUUUGCAAAUAUUACAUUGUUUAUCACAUGAGAAUGGCAUGGGUGGUGAAAAUUUUUUUGUAGAUGGCUUACAUGCCGCAAAAGAAUUGUACUCUCGCCAUUUAAAUGCGUUUGAAUUGCUUAAACGUGUACAAGUCCCUGGUGAAUACGUUGAGACAUCACAAUAUCAUAAAUAUUCCGCACCAAUGAUACAUGUGGACGAUAUUACAGACGAAAUCAUACAACUACGUUUGAAUGUGUACGAUCGUGCGUUAUUUAAUACCAUACCACAAACAGAGAUGUCCGAAUUUUAUGACGCUUUUCGCAAAUAUCUUAAAAUAGUGCAAUCGUCUGACAGUCAAUGGACACUAAAAUUACAGCCUGGUACUUUGGUUUUGUUUGAUAAUUGGCGAGUCUUCCAUGGACGUCUGGCAUAUACUGGUUCACGUACUAUGAGUGGCUGUUAUGUUCAACGCACUGAUUUCCUUAGUAAAGCAAGAGUUUUAGGUUUAAUUGAAUAAAAUAUAUUAUGUAUAAUAUUAUUUUUUGUUUUUAUUAAAAUUUGUAAUUUUAAAUGAAGGUCUUAAUACAACAC
Molecule: messenger RNA, 1227 nt
Organism: Teleopsis dalmanni
Lineage: Eukaryota; Metazoa; Arthropoda; Insecta; Diptera; Diopsidae
Gene: Tmlh
Product: trimethyllysine dioxygenase, mitochondrial
Exons: 2
Coding region: 50-1153 (367 amino acids)
Biological process (GO): carnitine biosynthetic process
Cellular component (GO): mitochondrion
Molecular function (GO): trimethyllysine dioxygenase activity; iron ion binding
Source: RefSeq, a predicted model, not a curated record